Messenger RNA from Dothidotthia symphoricarpi CBS 119687, 591 nucleotides. RefSeq lists its product as uncharacterized. Lineage: Eukaryota; Fungi; Ascomycota; Dothideomycetes; Pleosporales; Dothidotthiaceae. The transcript has a single exon. The record is from RefSeq and is a predicted model, not a curated record. The coding region runs from base 1 to 591 and encodes 196 amino acids.
AUGGCCUCCGAACCCCCCACCCUCCAAAUAGACUUCUCAUGGACCGCCUUCCAAAACCGCGUCAGCCUAAAGACUGACACCACCCUCCAACCCCUCUACACCCAACACUUCCGCACGCUAAAACCCCAACUGCGCUUCGACUCCGCCCCAUCCAACACCCCCAUAGCCACAGCAACCAUCCCCAGCAUCUCCAUCACGCCCUCAUGCACGCUGCACGGCCGCUCCCUCCCCCUCACGCCCCUCUCGCGCUGGAAAACAGCAUACGGGUACACCUCGAACGUGCACUCCACGGAGCCCGUUACCAUGUCCUGGAUAGCAAACAGCAGCAUGAAGACGUGGGAUUUUGUGUGUCUGGACGCCGCGCAGCUGCCGGUUGCGAAGUUUAGUGUGAAUUUCUGGGCUCUGAAACAGGUUGGUAUGAUGUAUUUCCAGAGGGUGGUCAGCGAGGAGGAAAGGGAUGAGAUUGUGGUUACGGGGUUGACGGUGCUGUAUCUUAUGGCUUCGAGGUUGGGGAAUCCGCUGCAUCUUUUUGGGGCGGCGUUUGCGAAGACGGGGGAGAGGGAGAAGGAGGGUGGGGAGGUGGGGAGUUGA